This is a messenger RNA of Erythranthe guttata (spotted monkey flower), 1200 nucleotides long. The record is from RefSeq and is a predicted model, not a curated record. NCBI's taxonomy places the organism in Eukaryota, Viridiplantae, Streptophyta, Magnoliopsida, Lamiales, Phrymaceae.
AUGGGGGUGCCUUUAUUUUUCUGGUGGUUGAUAAACAAGUACCCAGAUAUAUUAUCAGGCAAUUUGGAAGAGAGACGCACAUCUUUACUCAAUUAUGAAGUUGAGCUCUUCGACAAUUUUUAUCUCGACAUGAACCGAAUUAUUUACGAUUCUUGCCCUUACGACAACGAUCCGUAUGGACUGCUUGGCGUGAAAACUUUCGAUGAGAUAUUUAGCUGCGUGUGCGAGCAUAUUGAUCGUCUUUUCGACAUUGUCAAACCGAAGAAGUUGUUAUUCUUGGCCAUCGAUGGUGUAGCUCCUCGUGCCAAGUCGACUCGGAUGAGGCUUGAAUUAUUUCGUACGGAAAAAUUUGACCAAAUAAAAAAGAAAAUUAAUGGGAAGUUGAGGGAACAGUUUGAAGAGAAAGGAAAAGCCCUUUUGCCUGAAAUAGAAUCGGAAUUCGAUGGUAUAGCGCCCGGCACAGAAUUUUUGCACAUUCUCUCGAAGAAACUUCGAAGCUACAUAACCCUGCGGAUGAGCGAUAAUCCAGCUUGGCAAAACAUUAAGGUUAUUUUAUCAGAUGAAAAAGUCCCCGGUGAGGGCGAACACAAGAUCAUGUCGUUUAUUCGAGCUCAACGUUCAUCUCCAGGGUAUAACCCAAACACCACUCACUGUGUGUACGGAACGGAUGCGGACUUAAUUGUGCUCGCACUGGCCACGCACGAAAUCCAUUUUUCGAUUCUUCGAGAGGAACCUAUUUCGAAAGAUGAUCGAACAAACGUGUGUCAGUUUCUGAAUAUACGUAUACUUCGAGAAUAUUUAGCUUUGGAUUUGGAAGUUUCUAUUCCGGGAAAAUGUGAAUACGAUGCCGAGAGGGUUAUAGACGAUUUCAUCUUUAUUAGCUUCUUUCUUGGAAAUGAUUUUCUUCCACGUAUGCCUACCUUUGGAACCAACGAGGGCUGUCUUGAUUUGCUGAUACAUGUUUACAAGAAAGAGUUACAACGUUUCGGAGGUUAUUUGGUCGACAUGCAAAAGGCGGAAGACAAAUUAGGUGGAUACGUCGAUUUCGAAAGAAUAGAGAGAUUCAUGCUAACCAUAGGUGAAUACGAGGACAAAAUAUUCAUGAAAAGAUCUAAUCUAAGAGAGAGAAAAUUGAAGCAGACCUACGAUUUGUACAGAAACGCAAAUGAUCCGGAAGAUCAUGACGAAGUCAACAAAGAU